UAAAUCAUACCCAGAUUUGAUUGGGUAGCCUUUUGUUUGGAGGGAAUUGUCGGAGGAGGGCCGGGCUUAAGAUUCGGAUUUUGCUUGAACGAUGAAGGCAAGAGCUUCGAGGUGUUAUAGUCAGAAGUUAUUAUGUGGCUAAAUUGAAUUAAUCAUGCUCUACGCGCCUGCUUUGCUCAUUAGAGUAUAUCAAUGCGGAAUAUCUCGAAGUCUACUAUUUUAAUUGGAAUAGAUAUGUAUUUGAAGACAGCGCUCCUGCAUGUUUCGAGGGGCUCUGUGAGAAGUCUCGAUCCUGAUACUGAUAUUUUAUUUGUGCAUGAUAGUGUUAACUAAUGCCUAGAUACAGAGUGAUGUUGAAUGAUAUGUCGCGGAAAAGUCUUUCCUAUACCUGGUUGUUCUUUCCUCAGAGAAUAUGGAUUUUACCUUCUCCCUCUCUUGUCUCAUUUUGUUUAUAUUUCACACUCUGAUUUAUUUCUUUUCGUUCUUGAUUCCGUGCAUAUAAAUCUAAACGAUACCAUGCUUUCCCUCGCUGCGAUCUACAAUUUCUUGGGCUACAUAGUUGUUGCAAAUGCAUAUACCACCUUUGAUACGACCUGUGCAAUUCCAGCUACAACUACUAACUACGUCUCACCACCCAACAGUCGAGGUACUCUCAAUAUCCUCUGGUCAUCUCUUUUUACAAUCAUCGCUUGUGCAUGGGCAAUUCAGCAUCUAAAUGUACCCAAGCAACGAGCAUGUCGUGAGUCCAGUUGGAAAGAUAACUUCACUUGGAAAGUGACAGGGUUCAUGACCAGUUUUAAAUGGAUGAUAGCCACCGCCAUUGCUCCAGAGAUAUUACUUGCUAAAGCCUGGAGUGACCUUGACGUUGCACGGAAACAAUUUGAGAAGUUUAAGCCUUGGGCGGCGGAUGAUGAUGUUGAGUGGACACUAACUCACACUUUAUUCGCGAAUAUGGGUGGGUUCGUCAUUCGAAGUAAUCCGCCAUCAAACCUCGAUCAAGACGUAGAAGCUAAGCCAAGCGUGGCACUUGAUAUUCUCGCAGAUCAACCACCAACCCCUCUUUUGGCAGAAGCUCUAGCUCCGCUGAUGGGACCAUCCAUAGGAUGCGUGUCUUCCGAUACAAAUGGUGUAUCGACUCAUGCUAACAUUGCGCCCUCGGGUGCUAUGAUCGAUAAGCCUACCAGUUAUCCCGAUCCGUAUCACUUGACCGCCAGACAACUCCUCUCACUUCGAAGAUGCGAUCGUAUAAGGCUUCCAAACAUCAUGUUAGACGAAAUAAACGACAAGAGCAAAAGUGACACUCUUGUGAGAGUUAUCGCGAUAUCUCAAUUCUUGUGGAUCGUGGCACAAAUCAUUGUUCGUGCAAUCAAAGGAUUGGUAAUAGCACAACUAGAAAUAGCAGUAGUAGCUUUUUCAACAUGCGCCAUCCUAAUCUACAUACUCAAUUGGAGUAAGCCGAAAGGAGUCCAAGUCCCUUUCACGAUACUCCAUUACGAAGGCCCAAUUCCGACAGAUUUACUCGAAUUCAUGAAGAAAGACUUAGAUCGUUCAUCCAUGUCGACCAUCAUGCUCAACUCCAAAUGUCAAACUAUUACUUCCGGCGACCCAAUCCCUAACGAUGUGAUAUAUCCCUACGAUGAAGAUACAUGGCUCAUCGGGUUCGAAUUCGGCAGUAUAGUGUUCGGAUGCAUCCACGUUGCAGCCUGGAACUUCAUCUUCCCAACUCGAAUCGAACAGAUUCUUUGGUGGUCAACAAGUAUUUGGUGUACGGUUUUCGUUUUGAUAUAUACUCUUAUUCCUUAUUGUGGAAUGAUCUGUUUUGGGGAUUUCAAGAGAAUUGCAACACCGAAGGAAUUGGCUUGGGGUGCGGCUCCAUUGUUCUUUUUGUAUGCACUUGCUAGGAUUUUCUUGUUGGUGGAGGUUUGCAGAUCGUUGUGUUUUUUGCCGCCUCGAGCGUUUAUUGCUACGCCGUUGGAGAAUAUUCCUUAUAUUGGUUGAUGUUCAUAGAGUCUGCCGAGAUGAUAUUUUGGGGUGUCGAUGAGAAUGUAUAUAGUAUCAACAUAAUAUAUACAGUAUGAUAGGGCUAGAUGUCCGGGAGAACCCAUUAUUCAUUUGGGAGUAAUACAUCUAAUUUUUCUUUGCUAUAAGUAUAAGUUCUCUUUAAUCAUGUGUUCUCCCUCAAUUCCGAGUAUAUGAUCUGGAACGGGCAAGCGUCUUCGAGCAGAUAUAUGUAUCAAUACAGUCCGCGCAGCUGAGGCGGCAGACUUAUAGCUGGUUUUCCCGUACUGACUAGCGCACACAACUGUCCUUGAAGAGUGUUUCACUUUAACCUUGAAGAGAAUACCCCGUUGCCACGGAGAAUACCCAUUCAACUACUCACUACUCGUACUCUUCACCGACUGUCAUCAAGUCGACAGUCAUUGGUAAGAUAAGAUUCCGGACAGU
Sclerotinia trifoliorum is the source of this 2445-nucleotide messenger RNA. Lineage: Eukaryota; Fungi; Ascomycota; Leotiomycetes; Helotiales; Sclerotiniaceae. The record is from the annotation of a GenBank genome assembly.